Drosophila ficusphila is the source of this 2238-nucleotide messenger RNA. RefSeq names its product transcription factor SOX-14 (gene Sox21a). NCBI's taxonomy places the organism in Eukaryota, Metazoa, Arthropoda, Insecta, Diptera, Drosophilidae. Bases 394 to 1557 code for a protein of 387 amino acids. Gene Ontology annotation, biological process: cell differentiation; anatomical structure morphogenesis; positive regulation of transcription by RNA polymerase II. Gene Ontology annotation, molecular function: RNA polymerase II cis-regulatory region sequence-specific DNA binding; DNA-binding transcription factor activity, RNA polymerase II-specific. The transcript is spliced from 3 exons. The record is from RefSeq and is a predicted model, not a curated record.
CGAAACGGACGCGUUGCGCUUGGCUAACGGUGAACGGAAGACUAACGGUUGAGAUACCACCCACGUUCGUAAAUUGGGGAUCUCUGUAAUCCUCAAACUGUUUUGGAAAUAUUGUAACUGUGCAAUUUGUGUAUUAUUUAAAGAUCAAACAUCGAUCAGCAAUCAGAAAAAUUAAAAAAUUAGUUGUAAAUACUAAAAGACAACAAUCGCAUUUUAAACAACUGUGCAAUAGUUAUAUCAUUUGAGUGUCAUGCAUUUUAAUGAAAAACUAACAUAAGACAGAACAAAAAGGAAAAUCUAUUGUAUAUUUUACAAGAGCUCGAGGAGCAGCAGUCCCACCUGAUAAUUACCACCUGCCACCCCAUUCGGAGCCCCGACUGCCCGAUUGCAAUCAUGACGAGCAUCUCGGCACUGCUCCACCGGAGCCACAGCCACAGCAAUGGGUACACGAGCAGCGGGAGCAGCAAUCACAGCCACAGCAGCAGUCUCUCACCGCAGUUGCCCGGCAUCAGUUUGGGCUUGGGAAUGGCGCCCGGUGGUUUGGGAUCGGUAAACAGCACAACACCACCGCCACCACCACCACCGCUCCCGCCGGCUGACCUCGCCAUGCCAGCGGCAACAACUGCCCCACCAGUGCCACCUAAACUGCACCACCAUCCCCAUUCCCAUGCGCAUCCCCACCAUCAUCACAGUGCCAAUUCCCACCCGAACUCCAACUCGAACUCCAAUUCUGGAUCCCAUCACAGCCACGACCACAUUAAGCGGCCAAUGAACGCCUUCAUGGUGUGGUCGCGGGGGCAGCGCCGCAAAAUGGCCCAGGACAAUCCCAAAAUGCACAAUUCCGAAAUAUCGAAGCGUUUGGGCGCCGAGUGGAAAUUGCUCACCGAAGGACAAAAGCGUCCAUUCAUCGACGAGGCAAAACGAUUGCGGGCCCUCCACAUGAAAGAACAUCCCGACUACAAGUAUCGGCCGCGUCGCAAACCCAAGACGCUCAACAAGUCACCGGUGCCAGGUGGAGGAGGUGGUGGUGGUGCUGGUGGUGCAGGAGGUGGUGCAAAUGGAGCAGGUAACCCAGGUUCUGGGGCACCAGGAUCGGUGGGUUCCCCCAAGGACAUGCAGCCGCAGCUUUCGCCUUUAAGCCAAUCGCUGCCCCACCUGCAUGGACAUCCCCACCAGUCGUCGUAUCCACCGCAUCCGCACCACCCGCAUCCCCACCCACAUCACGUCCAGCUGGCCGCUGCUACGUUGAGUGCCAAGUAUGGAUUUGGUUCACCGCUGGAGUUGUCCCUGCCCCGCCUACCGAACGCCUUUCCCGGACUCGCCCACUAUCCACUGGAUCCCACGUUGGCCCUGGAUCUCCAGGCUCGCCUGCAGGCCAUGUACGCCGGGUCCAUCUACCAUCCGUGGCGAUAUCUGCCGCUGAUCAGUCCGGAAACACCACCCUCCCCGCCCAGCAGCAGUGGAACCGGAAUCUCCUCCUACGGAUGCGUCAAGUCGGAGAAGUCCUCGCCAAAUGCAGUGGUGACCGCCACUUCGAGUCCGCCGAACAUCAUUUGACCGACUCCUUUGCGCUUCGGCGCCGGCAACUCAUCAUCCGCUGAACAUGUGGUCUGAAGUGUGUGAGCAAGAGCAGAGAUAAUCCAAAGGGGAUUGGAUAUAUAAAUGGAUUGUAUACCCAGCGGAUCCAUCACGGAAUCGGCCACUUGGUCACCCCGCCCCGCAAGUUAAAAGUCCUAAUGUUAGAACUUAGUGUUAGUCGAAUAUUUGUGUGUGUCUUCAGUUGCAGCAGGAGUUAUGUUUCGGGUUCUGAUUUAAGAUCUUCUAGGUUAUUUUUUGUUAUUUAAAAAAAGGUGCCAAUAUAACGAUUUAUGUGCCAAAAUAAUAUAUUUGCUUUCUUAUUUUAGAAAGAUGAAAAUUUAAUUAAGGAUGUGCGUUUAAUGACAUUCACCAACAUCAUUUUUCAUUUAUACCUACUUUUGCUUAAAACUUUUAAUAGUAUCAUAUAAUUUUAUAAGCUUUAUAUAAUUUAUUUUUACUCCUUUUUUUCUUGAUUCACCGCACUCUACAAACAAAUUCCAGAACCCAAACCAAUUGCUUUUUAGGUCUUUAGUGCAUUAGAUUUGUUAAGGCAUCGAGAACAUGUCCAAUUUUAUGUAAUAUAUGAUUGUAAAACUAUACUUUAAUGUGAUAAACGAAAGCGAGCAGAACACUAAUUAAAAAACUGUGAGAAAAUAAACG